Messenger RNA from Aphidius gifuensis, 1822 nucleotides. RefSeq lists its product as uncharacterized. The transcript is spliced from 3 exons. NCBI's taxonomy places the organism in Eukaryota, Metazoa, Arthropoda, Insecta, Hymenoptera, Braconidae. Gene Ontology annotation, biological process: SCF-dependent proteasomal ubiquitin-dependent protein catabolic process. The record is from RefSeq and is a predicted model, not a curated record. Gene Ontology annotation, cellular component: SCF ubiquitin ligase complex. The coding region runs from base 112 to 1749 and encodes 545 amino acids.
CCAAAAAGAAGAUGUGUUGUAAAUGACCAACAAAUCUCUGAUGAUGGUGACAAGAAUCAAGAAAAAGUUGUCAUCAAUUCACUGGAUCAUGACUCGUUAGCAAAAAUCAUCAUGUUGCUGCCAAUACCAGAAAGGAUAGACAUGGAAAGAGUUUGUACCAAAUGGAAAGAGGCAUGUCAGCUAGCUUGGUAUGACAUUAAAAAAUACAAAUGUGAAUCAUCAAUUGGACGUUGUUAUGAUAAUCGUUUGUUGACACAAUCAUACGUCAAAGAAAUAUUAUUAAGAUGUGGUAAAUAUCUGAAAGAAUUAUCUCUCUCAAAUGUUUGCAAUUCAAAAAUGAUGCCAUUUAUUGGUGAUCACUGUAAAAAUUUAACAACCUUGGAAUGUGAAUUUGAUUAUACCUUCUUAAGGUAUUAUAAAGAUCACUUUGUUCAAGCAUUUACACAGUUGGAUAAAUUAAAAUGCAUUAAAAUGUUACUGGACUAUACAACCGAAAAUAAAACAAUAAAUCUAUUUGAAAUAAUUAAUAGUCUUCCAGAAGAAAUUAAUGAAAUUCAUAUACUUCAUAAAUAUUGGUUGUGGGAUAAACCAGCAGUUCUUAUCACUUUAAAAAAAUUUAAAAAUCUUCAAAAACUAACUUUACAUAGUCUCUGUUCAGACGAGUUAAUUCUUCAAGAAAUAGCAGAAGCAACAACACUUGUUCAUCUUAAUAUCCAAUUAUAUAAUACACACAUAGAGUUUCCUCUAUUCGAUCAACUCGUUAAUUUGGAAUAUAUUCAAAUAAAAAUUAAAGAAGAAAAUGAAGACAAGAAAGUCUCUACAAAAGUACUCGACACUAUUUUUUGUAAAUGCAAAAAUCUAAAACAUCUUGAUAUUCCAAAUGACUUUUAUGAUCUUGCUAAAAUUCCUUUGGCAGAAUGGAAAAACUUGAAAAAUUUAGAAUAUCUUUGUUUAUCUUGUCAUGAAGUAUUACCUGACUUGGCAGAUACAAUUGUUAAAUAUUGCAAAAAUUUAAAACACUUGUGCGUGAAUCCUGUAUGUGAUAAUAUAGAAGCAAAUGUUGUAAAAAAGUUGACAAAAUUGGAAAAUCUUGAAAGUUUCGAGGUGAGUGCUAGAAACCUCAGUGAGGAAGCAAUAAUCGCAAUUUCAAACAAUUGUAAAAAACUUAAACGUUUAGAACUUGAUCAUUGCACUGUAGUAUCAACAAGUAUUGGUGGUGACGAACUUUUUUCUCCAUCUGUUUUCAAUGAGUUAUCAAAACUACAAUAUCUUGAACAUCUAAGCUUGAAUAAUGCAGAAUAUAUUGAAGAUAAUACAAUUAUUGCUAUUGCUAAUAAUUGUAAAAACCUAAAAUAUUUAGAUAUCUGUGGUAUCAGGGAUGAUAUUGCUGAAACAGCUAUCGUUGCUUUAACAAAGUUGGAAAAUUUAGAAAAACUAAGUGUAGACUUUCAUAAUAUUUCCGACAGCUUCAUUAUCAGUUUAAAAGGAAUAAAAAAUUUAUAUUGUGAAUAUUGUCAGGAUCUUACUGAUACUGGUAUUAUUCAAUUUAUAAAAAAUAACCCAGAUCUUGAAGAGAUCUAUGCCAUGGAAAUGAAAAAUAUCACAUAUGACUUGGUUAUUGGUGCUGAUCAGGCAACUAAAAAUCGUACAAAUGGCAUAAUUUUACGCUUACGAAUAUCUGGAGCGGAAAUAGCAAGACAAGCUUAUAACUCAAUAAUUAAAUCUCAAUGGUUUGUUAUUACUGGUUAGAGCAGAUUUAUCCUUCAAAUUAAUUUAAAAUAUCUUUCUUUCUUAUUUAUAUGCUUGAUAUUCUUCCAUAAUG